This is a messenger RNA of Engraulis encrasicolus (European anchovy), 3169 nucleotides long. RefSeq lists its product as uncharacterized. The coding region runs from base 174 to 2927 and encodes 917 amino acids. The transcript is spliced from 4 exons. The record is from RefSeq and is a predicted model, not a curated record. NCBI's taxonomy places the organism in Eukaryota, Metazoa, Chordata, Actinopteri, Clupeiformes, Engraulidae.
AAAGCUCUCCAACAGCAGUCUCAGAAGAUGAGCCAGGUGAACUGGAUGGAUUGGAAGUUUCAGGGGAAGCACUCACACGAGCAGAAACACUACAAGACACCUUCCUUUCUUUCUUCAGACCCAUAGCCUCAGGCGGUUACAUUCCCAAUUCAGUGGUGAAAGACAUCCACAAUAUGGAGCAGCUGGCAAAGGAGAAGGGCAGACUAGACAUAACAGAAAAGGAGAAGAAGGAGAAGAUGAAGCCUCUCCUCAGAUAUUACAACAGGAUUACGACGACCUGUCCCUCUGAACACACCGAACACUCUAAAACCAACGAGGACAUAUUAGCACAUAGCAAGCGCGCAAGAAUGCAGGAUUCACAGCAGCAAAUGGACGCCGAUGACCCUGUGAAGUUGAUGGAACUCUUUUUCACAAUGUUGGAGGAUUUAGACACGGCGUCUGAGGAAGAAUACAAGAAGAUCAUUCUCAAGCUGUAUUGGCUCCUCACAAUAAUGGAAGAGCAUGGAUUCGCUAAAGAUGUGGUGGAGGCGUUGAGACAGAAGCUUCUUGCUCAUGUCAAUGAUUCUUCAGUCCAGUGGCGGCAGCUUGAAAGCUUGCGCGGUCUACGCACGCUCUGCUCUCUGCAGAGAGAAGACAUAAGUAUGGUGGCCAAGUUGUUGGUAAACCCUUCUGGAGACCUGCGUUCCUUUGCCCACUUAAUCUCGAAUGCAGAAUUCAAUGUUUUUGACAAACAAGGACUGAGAAAGAAAUUACGACAAUUCACGAGCCAAAAGGAAGUGGAAGCAUUGCUUGCCCAACUUAGCAAUGACCUUCAUCUGCUGAUUGAACAAUAUAAUGAUGUUGCAACAUCAAGCUCCAUAACACACACCGAGACAUCAAAAACCACAGCAUCAGGUUUGGUAGAUGCUGAGAAAAACAUGGCCUCUACCACCUCAGUGUCAGCGAUGACUGAGAGCACAGAAGUCCAGGGCGGAAUACCCAAAAAGAAAGGUAAAAAGUUUGAUGGCUUCAAUGUUCUGGGAAAAAGGGAGGACACGGAGAAGGACAAUAAACACGAUCAAAUGCCGACCACAGAGGUCGCCGGGAGUAGCAGGAUGAUACACCCUGCCAGCCUCAAGCACAGAGGAAGCAAAGCUGUGCCUGCUCACAAAGAGCGUGCGGCUAACUGGGCAGGCAUGGCUGCGGGUAAACCCCGCUCCCCUCCGGAUAAACCGCUGCUACACGCAUUCAGGCAGGCGUACAAACUAGACUCGGACAUGUUCCAUCUCGGGGGAUUAGCUACGCGCGAUUACGAGUCGCGGCUCCUGCCUGAUGACUCGGGAUUUAUGUCCAUGAAGCGAGAGGUCUCAUCUCGUCGACGACCCCCUGCUGCUGGUAAAAGGGGCGCCCUCAUACCAAUUGGCAAGCCCAAGAAAGUCUUGGCUACAGCCGGCAAUUUGACACGCCAGCAUACUUCCCACCUGCCGCAGUCCAGCUCCCAACACUCUCAGCGUCACUUAGACCCUGCUCAACAAGAUGUCACUUCCCAGACUCAUGUUGACACGACAUUGAAGGAUAGUCGCAACACCGACGACCAUUAUGACGGGACCUCACGGCAGUCCCACACUGACCACCAUUAUGAUGACGAGCAUCCCAGUGAUGCCAAACGUAAUUUUGACCUCACUAAGCAACAGCGUUCCAGCCGUGACCCCACCUCCCAUUAUGAUCUCAGUAAACUGCAUCCCCGCCCCUCCAGCCACCUUUAUGACCCAAGUGAACAGCAUCUCCAUGAAUCCACACACCAUUAUGACCUCACACAGCAUCCCCGUGACCCCACCCACCAUUAUGACUUCAAUAAACAGCAUCCCAGUGACCCCACCCACCAUUAUGACAUCAGUAAGCAGCAUCCCCGUGACCCCACCCACCAUUAUGACUUAAAUAAGCAGCAUGCCCGUGACCCCACCCACUAUUAUGACCUCACAAAGCUGCAUCACCAGGACGGCAGCCGUCAAUAUGACCUCACUAACCAGUCUCCCCUUCACCACCAACACCAUUACAAUAGUGACUCCCAGCCAACUCCCUGGUCCUAUACCGACUGCCAGUUCUAUGUACAAUUCCUGCAACGUUUGAGCAGGGAAGACCAGGAUGACUUCACCCCCCAGCACCGUUACCACACGGAGCGCCAUUAUGACACACCCUCCCGACAGAGUCCCAGCAGCACUGUGCAGCCAAUUGACAUCAACUCCCAGCAUUCCCAUGAGUCCAGGCAGAAGGGUAACCCUAUCUUGCUGCAGCUUAACAAGGACACCCUGCCCUCUGGCACCAAUCCCAACCGUCUUCCUAGCACUGGUGCAGGAACCUGGAACAGGGAACAGUAUCCCAGAGGCCCUCUCCGUCCUCCUGGGCACGUUGGCCAAGAGUAUCCACAGAGGACUACCGGUACUCAGCAUGGUCCCACACUUCCUCCUCCUUACAAUGAACUCCCGGCUACAGACCAACAGGGUAAAGGGCGGGAGCAGGGAGAUGUCCACUGGAGAGAGAGCCUGCAUCAGCUCAUCUCCCUCCACGGCUUCCGCUCCCACAAAGCAGCAAAGGCUGUCGCCUCGAUGAAUGCGCAACCACCGCAGGCGCAGGCGCAGACGCAGGCGCGCGUCAAGACGAUUCUACCGCCGCUUCGCUACAGCAGACACGUUGGCGCGCCAGGGGACCGAGUGCUGAGGGACGUGCAGCUGCUGACGGAGGGAGGUGGGGCUUCCCCCUUGAGGUUUCAAAACGAAAUCCCUGUGCCCUGGCGCCUCAGCCACGUCCCCCUCAGACCUCAGGGUCAGGUGAGGUACGGGAAGCUGAAGAUGGACUGGGUGAGGAGCGAGCCAGGGAAGAAGAGCGAGGCGGCGAGGCUCACCCUGCCAAAAAUUGAUCUCAAGCAGCGCUCCCUCUUUCAGGGUUAGGAAAAGAGAAGGAUUUAUUUAUUUAUUAUUUUGUUUGUUUGUUUGGAUAGUUUCAUUCAUCAUUGUUUGAAAAUAAAGGGAUGUAUUCCUUCACAUUGAAGUACAAGAAACAGCUCUUUCUACUGCUGGCAGUGAGGAACACUGAGAAGACAAGUAAUGAUCAAUCUACUUGCAACGAUCUUCUUUCACCACACCAAUGAUGACAAAUAAAGAACCCGAUACUCUUGGAUAAAAAAAACAAA